AUGGAAGUGACAGAACUUCAAGCAGCACAUUUUUGUUUCGAGUCUUACAACUCAUCCUGUAUUAAGGAAGUCCGUUCUACAGCUGUGUAUGUAGUGAUGUAUAUUUCUGCAGUAGCAGUGGUGGUGCUGACAGUGUGUGGAAACCUGGUGGUGAUCAUCUCUAUCUCUCACUUCAAGCAGCUCCACACGCCAACUAACUUCCUCCUGCUCUCACUGGCUGUGGCAGACUUUCUAGUAGGACUAACUGUAAUGCCUUUCCGCAUAGCUGUAUUAAUAGAAACCUGUUGGUAUUUUGGGGAAACAUUAUGUUUACUUUAUAACUUAUUUUGUGCUGUCCUAACUUUGGUUUCAAUUUAUAAUGUUGUGUGUAUAGCUAUUGAUCGCUAUUUUGCUGUGUGUGACGCUUUACAGUAUUCCAACAAAAUAACGGUUAAUAUAGCAUGGUCAAUGAUAUCACUUAACUGGUUUUUAUCACUAAUAUACAUUUUGGCUCUCGUGUAUUUCAAUGGGAAUUUUUCAAAUUCACAGAACCUGUUUACAUGCUUUGGAGAGUGUUCAGUUUCAAUUGACGAAACAUCAGCAGCAGUGGAUCUACUAAUUGUAUUUUUUGUACCUUCCUCUAUAAUGAUAACACUUAAUUUAAAAAUCUUUGCUGUAGCUAGGAGACAUGCUAAAGUAAUCAGUGCUGUUACUGACCAGACAAUUUCCAUGAAUGAAAGUAAAACGUCUACAAAACUAUCUAAGAAAUCUGGAACAAAAGCUGCAAAAACAUUAGGGAUUGUAGUUGUUGUGUUUCAACUGUGUUUGUCACCGUAUUAUACAUUCACUCUCAUUUAUCCAAAUGUUAAUCUAUCUUCUUCUACUGUAGUUAUUAAUUUUCUGGUUUGGUUGAUAUUUUUUAAUUCCUCUCUCAAUCCCAUUAUUUACGCUUUGUUUUACCCCUGGUUUCAGAAGUCGGUUAAACUGAUUGUAACACUUAGGAUAUGCAAGUCAGCUUCUUCUUUGAUU
Molecule: messenger RNA, 1008 nt
Organism: Lepisosteus oculatus (spotted gar)
Lineage: Eukaryota; Metazoa; Chordata; Actinopteri; Semionotiformes; Lepisosteidae
Product: trace amine-associated receptor 13c-like
Biological process (GO): G protein-coupled receptor signaling pathway
Cellular component (GO): membrane
Molecular function (GO): trace-amine receptor activity
Source: RefSeq, a predicted model, not a curated record